UGCCACAAUGUAAAUAAAGUGUUAUUUGAACUAAUUGCUAUGUUUAUUUAGAACGUACGAUAAAGUUUAAUCCAUCCAGAAAUAAAAAAAGGUUUUAUAGACAGAUUUUAUUUAUGGUUUACAUUGUGUUUGAUAUUUUUUAAAAUGGAAAUGAAAAGUAAAACCAAUCGACAAACACGCUGGGUAAGCGUCGAUACGAUGUUGUCCAUAGUCGGAGAAUUCGGUCCAUUCCAAUGGCUUCUUGAUGGGCUAUUUUGUUUUUUGAUUGUUCCACGUACGUUUCAAAUUCUGAUCAUGUAUUUUGCUGCUAUGAAUCCAACUUGGAAAUGUGUUGACAACAGCUCCAUUUGUUUACUGAACGGAACUUUUUCCAAUGACGAUGAUACACGAUGUAGCAUGCCAAGAAGCGAAUGGGAAUUUACUGAACCGAAGGAAUUUUCCAUUGUAACCCAGUUUGACAUAUACUGUGAUAGCGAAUGGCAAAUUUACAUGACAACGUCUAUCUUAUUUAUUGGAUGGGCGAUCGGGGCGAUUGUAAUAGGUUGGGUGGCAGAUAAUUAUGGACGAAAGAAAAUUCUUUACCCUUGCUUAAUGACUACGCUCUUAGUGGGACUCCUGUCUGCGUUUAUGCCCGAAAUUUACUCGUUUGUUGUAUGUAGAUUCGUCAUUGGAUUCUUUGCGCCCGGUGCUGGUGUCCAGAUGUUUAUCUUAAUAUCAGAAUUUGUUGGAUAUAAGUACCGACCAAUGGCGGGAAUACUAAUUUGGUUUUUUUUUACCAUCAGCCUUUGUGUGCUUGGAUUAAAAGCUUAUUUCAUACGACAGUGGAAACUGCUAAUGAUCGUGUGUACAGCUCCAUAUCUUUUCAUUAUAGUAACUUACAAAUUUGUACCCGAAUCUGUUAGAUGGCUUCAUAUUCAAGGAAAAUUAGAUGAAGCAAUGGGCAUUUUUAAAAGAAUUUCUGCAUGGAACAAAAAAGAACUUCCCGAAGAUGUUUCACUAGCUCUGCCUCCAACGAUAUCAGUGGAACAUAAGUCAAGUCCCCUGGAUUUAUUUCGAACUCGUCGCUUAGUUAUUUUAAACAGUAUUCAGGGAUUUGCUUGGAUGGUCAACGCUAUAGUGUAUUAUGGGAUAUCUCUUGCAGCUAACGAUCUCAGUGGAUCUUUGUAUCGUGAUUACGUUCUUAUAAGUGCAGUAGAAUUUCCAGCAGCCGUGACUGCGAUUUAUUUAUGCGACAGAAUAGGUAGAAAAAAAACAGUAAUGUGGUUUAUGGUGUGCGGAAGUGUUGCAUGCGUGGUGGUUGCUGCUAUUCCUGAUGAAGGGGAUGGACGUGUUGCCCGUAUCAUUUUAGGAAUGCUUGGGAAAUUCUGCAUUACUUUAAGUUAUGACUCCAUCUACACUUGGUCUGUUGAGUUAUUUCCUACCAGCAACCGUGCUGAAGGCAUGGGAUAUUUACAAAUUACUAGUAGAGUAGGAGCAGCCAGUUCACCCUGGGUGGCGAAAGGAUUGAGAACAUUACAUAAAACUAUGCCUUUCGUAGUGAUGGGUUCACUAGCUCUUGUUGCAGCAGGGCUCUUAUCGUUCUUGCCAGAGACUAAAGGGCGAGAAACUACAAGUGUGGAUGUUUCAAAUGAGGAUGUAUUACUGGAGGAUGUGUCAACAAAAUCUAAAACUUAGUUUUUGUUUUGUUUAUAUACAUUUUUUAUAAUAUAGCAAGGAUA
Messenger RNA from Hydractinia symbiolongicarpus, 1718 nucleotides. RefSeq lists its product as uncharacterized. Gene Ontology annotation, molecular function: transmembrane transporter activity. Lineage: Eukaryota; Metazoa; Cnidaria; Hydrozoa; Anthoathecata; Hydractiniidae. Gene Ontology annotation, cellular component: membrane. The record is from RefSeq and is a predicted model, not a curated record. The coding region runs from base 145 to 1674 and encodes 509 amino acids. Gene Ontology annotation, biological process: transmembrane transport. The transcript has a single exon.